Molecule: messenger RNA, 1800 nt
Organism: Apis florea (little honeybee)
Lineage: Eukaryota; Metazoa; Arthropoda; Insecta; Hymenoptera; Apidae
Biological process (GO): fibroblast growth factor receptor signaling pathway
Cellular component (GO): cytoplasm
Molecular function (GO): fibroblast growth factor receptor binding; transmembrane receptor protein tyrosine kinase adaptor activity
Source: RefSeq, a predicted model, not a curated record
UCUAUUUUGUUAUUAAAAUAUAUAAAGUUUAAUUGAUGACAUGCUUUUUCUAAAUGUACCAAUAUCAAAUAAUUUCAGUUCACAAUAGGUUAUUUUUUUAUCAGCAGCAACUUCAAGGAAGUACAUAUUAGUAUGCAAUAUAAUGUUUAUGUGAAAUGUGCGGUGAAAUUAUUUAAAAAAGAAUAAAUAAUUUAUCCUAAAAAAUAAGUUGAGUACGUUGGAUAUGUCGCAUUGGAAAAGUAACAAAGAAUGGGUUGUGUCAAUAGUAGAACAGAUAUUAAUGAUCUACAUCCAAAUGUUUUUCAAGUGAUGAAUGUAGAUGAUUUAGGUAAUUUAAUUACACCUGGACGUUUAGAAGUUACAGAAACUGACAUAGUGCUUUAUCAACGUGGUAAACAGCCUAUUAAGUGGCCACUACGUUGUUUAAGACGAUAUGGCUAUGAUGCUGAAAUUUUUAGUUUUGAAUCAGGAAGAAGAUGUUCUACAGGGCCAGGCAUUUAUGCUUUUAAAUGCCGUAGAGCUGCACAUUUAUUUAAUCUUGUGCAAACAAAUAUUCAGGUUUGUAAUAAUAGUGGAGAUGAUACAAUGUCUAGAGAACUUCCAGUUGCUUCUCAUUCUGCUCCAACAGUAACAAGAGUGACAAUACCAGUUGAGCCUAAUUAUUUGGAUCCUAUAUUAAAUAGAUCUAAUAAUCAUGUAGGUCCUAGAUUUGUUCACAAUCAACAAAAUGGAGUUGGAAGACUCGAUAGUGUAGGAAGUAGCACUGGUUUUAUGUCAUCUCAAGGAAACAUAAACUCUCCUACAUCACCUCCUGUGCUGCCACCACCACCACCACCACCACCACCACCACCAUUUCCUCAACCACAUCCGUCCUCACUUUAUAUGAAUGAAGAAGUAUUGUCCUCUCUAUCAUUAGAAAUGGAACAUAAUAACAACAAAAGCCUUAGAAGAGCAAUACAAAGGUCUUGUACAGUCAGUAAUUCUAUAUCUGAUAAUGGAUCAGCAUCACUAGAAUUAACAUCUGUACAUAAAAAUACAGAAGUCACUUCUCAAAUUAAAUCACCACUUUCAAUAGCAACUUAUAUAAAUAUAGAUAUUAAUAAUGAUGUUAGUCCAUUAUCUCCAACUCAUAGUAUAUCUGAAAUAAUGCCAUUUAAAGAAGAUAAAAAUGAAAACAAUGAAUGUGGACAUGCUUAUAUAAAUAUAAAUCCUCAAGAACAUGCUGAAUCUUUUAGUGUUAAACCACGACCUUUACCAUUGUCAUCUAUUCAAUCUGAUAUAGAAGAAGCAACAAGACAUUGUUAUGCUAAUUUAGAGUCAAAUGAAAUUGAAAAUUUAAGGAAAAGAUUUUCCGGAGUAUCUAUUGCGGAAAAAUCACCUUUGCCUCCAUCAACGCCUACAGGUGGUCCAAUUAGAGAAGUAAAUUAUGCUGUAUUAGAUUUGGAUACAAAAGAUGUGCCAAUGAAUUUACCAUUAGAUGGUCCUUCAAAUUCCACUGCAUCUCCUCCAGAAUCUCCAAAUAAACUACAAAAAGGGUAUGCUACAAUAGAUUUUAAUAAAACGGCCGCUCUUUCUCAUUCAGUCAAUCCAAAUAUUGUAAAUGAUAAUGAAGGUUCAAGAAAAACACGUCACAAUUCUACAAUUAGUGAUUUAGCCUCUGGUAGGCGUAGUUCAUCUAUAAGUGAAUAAUAAGUUUUUUGUUUACUGAUUGUGCCUGCAUGUAAUUGAAUAUCUGUAGCAUUUUAUAGAAAGUAUAAAAUAUUUGAUUAAAUAUAAAUAAUUUAAUAAUAUAAAACCAAA